UCAGUCCAUGCCCAUCGGUGGAGCACGCAGCAUAGGAUGAAAUGUAACGAAACAGACGACAGCAUUGUACCUGCUUAAAGGAGCCGUGAUCUGUGCAGAAAACACUAACAAACUCACACCGUACAUAGAGGAAAGCCGCGGGGCUGGAAAAAGAAUGCAAGAAAAGUUGUUCCGAGGGAAGAACCGAAGAUAAAAAUUAGUACGGACUCAGGACAUUCAUGAAAGUAAGGCAGACGCCGAUGAGAUCGAUCAAGGGGGAUUACCGCAAAGAUGAUAAGAAGAUGAGGAAAAACAAUACAUGUGAAUUAGGAACAGCUGCUGAUUAAGGAGUUCGGUUUAAGUGGACUAUAAUGGCUUGAUUUAAUUCAGUUUUAUCCAGAAGAAAAACGGCAUUCAUGCUCCAAGUUAAGAAAAAUAAACUUUGUUGCGUUUGAUUGGAAUAUUUCAUGAGACAGCGGACAAUCCACUGUGUUAGUUAUUUAUUGGUGAGGCCACCUGUUUCUUGGCUGAUUUGAAUCACCAUGUCAAAAGUGAUCCAAAAGAAGAAUCACUGGACCACCAAAGUAAACGAAAGCGCCGUCUACAAAGACGUCCGCGGUGAACUGAAUGCUGAGCUGCUCGGUGGAGCGGAGAAUGGAGAGUUUGCCUACAUAGGACAAGUUAACGAAAAUGCUGUGGUUUACAAGAAUGGCAAAUUAAUCGAAGGGGAAUUAAUAUUGGAAGUUGAGACGCUGCCCGUCUCCGGCUUGCCCCUGUAUGACAUCCUGACAGUGAUCAAGAAUUGUAAAGGACCGAUCAGAUUGAAAACAGUCAGGCAAGGAAACAAGCUCAACAAGGACCUGAAACGCUACCUGAGCCAGAGGUUUCAGAAGUCUUCCCCGGAUCACGAGCUUCAGCAGACGAUCCGCGAUAACCUGUACCGCCAUGCUGUGCCUUGUACAACCCGCGCCCCACGUGGAGGCGAGGUUCCUGGAGUAGAUUACAACUUCCUGUCUGUGGAGGAAUUUCUGAAGCUUGAACAGAGUGGGACUCUGCUGGAGAUUGGAUCAUAUGAAGGUAACUAUUAUGGAACACCCAAGCCGCCGGUACAGCCCCCUAGUGGGAAAGUGAUUACCAGUGAUGCUUUGCAAGACGGCCUCCCCGGCUCCCAGAACUCCACUCCCCGACGCUCCAAGUCCUACAAUGAGAUGCAAAAUGCUGGAAUAGUGCCUGCCGACCUAGAGGACGAUGACGAGGCUCCUGAAAUGAACAGUAGCUUUACAGGAGACUCCAGCGAACCUGACGAGCACACGUCCGCGCGCCCCUACACUAGCCACAGCCUUGCCUCCUCCGCGCUCCUCAGCGCCCCGUCGUCAACCACGGACGGCCCUCAGCAGCCCCACCCACCCCUCCACCCGCCUCCGCCCGAGGAGGACCCGCUGGGGCCUCUCCCCGACAACUGGGAGAUGGCCUACACGGAGAAUGGGGAGGUCUACUUCAUAGAUCAUAACACAAAGACGACAUCCUGGAUCGACCCCCGGUGCCUGGAUAAAUCACAGAAGCCCUUGGAAGAAUGUGAAGAUGAUGAAGGGGUUCAUACUGAAGAGUUGGACAAUGAGCUAGAGCUGCCAACCGGAUGGGAGAAAAUUGAGGAUCCUGUCUAUGGGGUUUAUUAUGUGGACCACAUUAACAGGAAGACGCAGUAUGAGAACCCCAUCCUCGAGGCCAAGCGCAAGAAGCAUCUGGAGCAGCAGCAGCCACCUGAAGAAUGGAUAGAAGACCACUCGUCUGCUGUUGCCCCCCUGGCCAGCUACGCCACCAACCACCAAGAGACUUACCGGGACCCUCCGCCGCCUGGUCCGCCGCCUGGCCUGCCACCUGCCAUCGGGGCAAAAAGAGGCAAGCCCUUCUUUACACGCAACCCGGCCGAGCUGAAAGGGACCUUCAUCAACACCAAACUGAAGAAGAGUCGACGAGGCUUUGGCUUCACCGUGGUAGGGGGUGACGAGCCCGACGAGUUCCUGCAGAUUAAGAGCCUAGUUUUGGACGGGCCCGCUGCCAUGGAUGGGAAAAUGGAAACCGGUGACGUGAUAGUCAGUGUGAAUGACACCUGCGUCCUGGGCUAUACUCAUGCCCAGGUGGUGAAGAUAUUCCAGUCCAUUCCCAUCGGCUCCAUGGUGGACCUCGAGCUUUGCCGCGGCUACCCACUGCCCUUUGACCCUGAUGACCCCAACACCAGCCUGGUGACCUCCGUGGCCAUCGUGGACAAGGAGCCCAUCAUAGUGAACGGGCAGGAGAGCUACGACUCGCCGUCGAGCCAUGGCAGCCAAGGCGGUAGCCAGAGUGGCAGCAGUGCCAACGUCGCGGGCAGCAUGGCGGGCAUCAACGGCAUGCGAGAGCCCCGGCCCCACAGUCCCUCGGCCGAGGUGGCCUCGAACGGUUCGCACGGCUAUCCGAACGACGUCGUGACGCUCGCCUCGUCUAUCGCCACACAGCCCGAGCUCAUCACCGUGCACAUGGAGAAGGGCGACAAGGGCUUCGGCUUCACCAUCGCCGACAGCCCCUCGGGCGGCGGGCAGCGCGUCAAACAGAUCGUGGACUAUCCACGAUGCCGCGGGCUGAGGGAGGGCGACAUCAUCGUGGAGGUGAACAAGAGGAACGUGCAGAAUCUGACGCACAACCAGGUGGUGGACAUACUCAGCAAGUGCCCCAAAGGAAGCGAGGUUACCAUGUUGGUUCAGAGAGGGGUGGCACCUGCGAAGAAGAGCCCCAAACUGCAGCAGUUGGAGCGUAAGGACAGCCAGGGCAGCUCGCAGCACAGCACGUCCAGCCAGCGCAGCGUCCACGCCAGUGACUCUCCGGCUCGCGCCUCCCAGGCCCCGACCAGCGAGACGGCCGCCCCUCCGCCCCCGCCACCCCAUGCCCAUCCCCCCCCCGGCCUGCCCCUCCAGGACCCGGCGCCGCCCGCGGCCGACGGCACCGUCCAGAAGAAGCCGGACCCCUUCAAGAUCUGGGCGCAGUCCAGGAGCAUGUAUGAAAGUAGGCUACCGGACUCUCAGGAGCAAGACAUCUUCCUGUGGAGGAAGGACACGGGCUUCGGGUUCAGGAUUUUGGGAGGAAAUGAACCCGGAGAACCAAUCUACAUCGGCCAUAUUGUGAAGUACGGCGCGGCCGACGAGGACGGCCGGCUACGCUCCGGGGACGAGCUGAUCUGCGUGGACGGCACGGCGGUGGUGGGCAAGUCCCAUCAGCUGGUGGUGCAGCUCAUGCAACAGGCUGCCAAGCAGGGCCACGUCAACCUGACCGUGAGGCGCAAGUCAGGCUUCGGAGUGAAAGUGGACGGUGAGGUGCCACCCUCGCCCGCCUCGUCCCACCAUAGUAGCAACCACGCGCCCUCGCUAGCCGAGGACAAGCGCACUCCGCAGGGCUCCCAGAAUUCCCUGAACACGGUCAGCUCCGGCUCGGGCAGUACCAGUGGCAUCGGCAGUGGCGGCGGAGGAGGGCCGGGGCCAGCAGUGGUCAACACGGCCGUGCAGCCGUACGACGUGGAAAUCCGCCGCGGGGAGAAUGAGGGCUUCGGCUUCGUCAUCGUCUCGUCUGUCUCGAGGCCCGAGGCGGGCACCACCUUUGCUGGAAACGCAUGUGUGGCCAUGCCCCACAAAAUAGGUCGCAUCAUCGAGGGCAGCCCAGCUGACCGGUGCGGCAAGCUGAAGGUCGGCGACCGCAUCCUGGCCGUCAACAGCUGCUCCAUCACCAACAAGUCCCACUCGGACAUCGUCAACCUGAUCAAGGAGGCCGGGAACACAGUCACGCUUCGGAUCAUCCCAGGGGAUGAGUCGUCCAAUGCUUCACUGCUGACCAAUGCUGAGAAGAUCGCUACAAUCACCACCACACAUGCACCUCAACAACAAGCUGCACCUGAGCCUAGGAACAACACUAAACCAAAACAGGAGUCGUUUGAGUUCAAAGCCCCCCAGGCCCCUCCUCCUCCGGCUCCUAGCCAGGCCCCUCCUCAGGACGCAGAGUUUUACUCAGUGGACCUGGAGCGGGACAGUAAGGGCUUCGGCUUCAGCCUGCGCGGAGGCCGCGAGUACAACAUGGACCUGUACGUGCUGAGGUUGGCCGAGGAUCUGAGUCACGUGAACGGCAAGAUGAGGGCUGGUGAUGAGAUCCUAGAGAUCAAUGGCGAGAGCACCAAGGGGAUGAAGCACGCCCGCGCCAUCGAGCUGAUCAAGAGCGGCGGGCGCCGGGUGCACCUGGUGCUCAAGCGCGGCGACGGCUCCGUGCCGGAAUAUGGUGGCCGUAGCGCCGACGGCCCCGGCCCCGGCACCCAAAGCAUUUCGGAAGUGAGCGCCGUGCCGACCGACAGUCAGAUCCACCCACCAUUGGAGUCCAGCUACCCACAAGACUUUCACGAACCAUCCCAGAAGGAGAACAAGCGAGGGGCAAGGGACACUGGCAAGACGACAACCAAGAAGAAGGAGCACGGCCAGAGCUCCAGCCAUCACCAUUCCAAUCACCGUCACCGCUCGCCGGACAAGAAGAGCAAGAGCAAGGGCAAGAAGAAGGAGGACAAGAAGUCGUCCAGCGGCGGGCACUCCCGCAGUCACGGCCGCAGCCACCACCACAACAGCCACCACCACAGCAGCAGCCACCACCGGAGGCAUCGCUCCCCGGACAAGGGCCGGCGCGCCCGCAGCGCAGAGAACACCCUGGACGGCCGACACGGCGGAGGACGCGGCCGCUCGCCUGGCAGACACCACCACCACAACAACCACCGCCACCACUCCUCACCGCACCGCCACAGAUCUCCCCACGGGGGGCGCUCUCCGUACCGGGCCCGAUCUCCGUACCGGGGACGGUCCCCUUACCGGGGGCGCACCGCUCACCGCUCCCCUCACCGGCACAGCUCGCCUCACCGCCCCCGGUACCAGUCUCCCAACCGGUACCGAGCGCGCUCCGUGGACCCCUACGCCGAUCGGGUGGACAACACCAAGCCGGAGAAGGAGGAGGAGGUGGCCCUGAGGGAGCCUCCUCCGCCCAUGCCGCCCUCGCGGUCGGAGAGCGUCCUGACGGAGGCGGCCGCCCUGGGCCGGCUGAACCGCGGGGACACCCUGCAGCGCGACGCCUCCAGCCUCCUCCGCGAUCCCUCGCCCGUGGACCGCGGCGGCGGCCUCCUGAAAGACCCCGGCAUGCGGGACGCCAUCGAGAGGGCUUACCGAGACGCCGUGGAGCGAGAGCGCGAGCCCCUGACCCUGCCCAGGGAGCGGACGCCCAACAGCUUCGCCGCGUACAACCGCUACAGCACGCUGAUGCGGGGCCGCUCUCCGGAGAGGGAGGACUCUCGGCUCGGGUCCCCAGGGACCCGCUACCGGACACGCAGCCUGGGGAGGGAUCUGUCUCCGGAGAGGAGCUACGCGUAUUUGGAGGAGGAGGAGGAGGAUGAUGAUGAUUACGAAGACGUGGAAGAGACGCCUGACUACUACAGGGUGCCGAGGCCCACCUUCGGCCGUGUAACCAACACACUGCCGGAGCCUAAACCUAAGCCCUACAAAGACAACUCCAGAGACCUCAGCAUCUGACCAAGCCUCUCCGCAACCCUCUAAGGCUCCCUCCAACUCAGCCGACCCCACCGAGUGCCCCCUUCAUCUGUGGGGCACAAGGACCCUGGAGAAACUAAUUCACCCAUAAGACAUCCAUGAUCUUCGUGCUCCUUAACAGAGAUUCAGAACUUUGAAAACCACUGGAAGAAUGAUAAUAGGGUCUUUUUUUUUCGAUUUGAUUAUUCAGGUUUAGGUGGUGAUCUUUUUCUUUUAAUUUCUUUCCUGCUAAAGGUGAUCCAUGAAGUUAACAAAUAUGUACAAAAUACAAUUAUGUGCCUAACAGAACCAUUAUUGACCUUUUCGUUGGAUGAGAGACAGGCUUUUUAACUGCUGUCUGACUCAUUGUUUGUUUUCCUCUCCAAAGGACCUGUUCAUGCACCAACCAGCUCUGUUAGUGGUGCUCAGACAUAAUGCUGUGCAUGUCCUUACAGUCUUGCUGUCUUUCUUUUUAUCUCCUCAGUGCCACUGUUUUUUUAACAUUGGACCAGAGUAUAGCACAAGCCUGCAUUUGUUUGUAUAUUUUUGACAGUUUGCAGUAUGUGUACAUUCAGAGGUGAUCAUUUUAAAUGAAUAAAGGGAAAAUAAAAUUAUGAUAAUGUUAAAAAUAAAAAAAAUAAUAUAUUAAA
Messenger RNA from Alosa alosa (allis shad), 6208 nucleotides. It is a transcript of the gene magi1b, whose product is annotated as membrane associated guanylate kinase, WW and PDZ domain containing 1b. Gene Ontology annotation, cellular component: cytoplasm. Gene Ontology annotation, biological process: signal transduction. Lineage: Eukaryota; Metazoa; Chordata; Actinopteri; Clupeiformes; Clupeidae. The record is from RefSeq and is a predicted model, not a curated record. Gene Ontology annotation, molecular function: protein binding.